Messenger RNA from Stegostoma tigrinum, 3408 nucleotides. Its product is annotated as inositol 1,4,5-triphosphate receptor associated 1-like. Bases 113 to 1684 code for a protein of 523 amino acids. The transcript has 17 exons. The record is from RefSeq and is a predicted model, not a curated record. Lineage: Eukaryota; Metazoa; Chordata; Chondrichthyes; Orectolobiformes; Stegostomatidae. Gene Ontology annotation, cellular component: endoplasmic reticulum membrane.
CUUCCACAGGCAGGUGAAAGCUCUGUUUAGAGGCAUGUUGUGUCUGCUGGAUCUCACGCCUUAGUUUCACCCCGAAUGGUCAAUCAUCUGGCUGAGAGGAUUGUGAAGGAAGAUGAGCUCUUUGCAGAAGUUGUCACUCACCCUCCAGCACUCCCAGUCUGCCUCCUCCCUCCUUCCAUUGGCCACCCCUCCUAGAGAUAAUGCCCUACAUCUGUGGAGACAGAAGGAUGGUGUCCUACCCUCAGAGGUCUCAUUCAGUGAGCAGCAGCCUGGACUGAUGAAAGGUUUCGUUCUCCCGAGUAAGGAAGAACCGAAGCAACAGCAGUCAGAGCCAGUAAGUCUGAUCUCUGUGCAGCCUCCACAAUUCGCGCUGGAAUCUGAUACAGCUGCUCAACACUACAAUGAGCGAUGUGAUUCCAGGGCAACUUCAGAAGAACAAACAGUGUACAGUGAUGAGAGUGGGGAAGACAGCGCUCCUGAGGAACCACUGAACAACUCAGUGGAUGAGGUCUCCAUUUUGAAAAGGCUGGGCCUUCGGAGGGAAUUCUACACUGAGAAAGAGGUCGAGACUGCAUUCGUCCACCUGUCUCUCGCAUUCAAAUCUGACAUGUUCACGUUGAAGCAAAGGCUUGAGGUGGAAGAACGAGCCCGGGAUGUGGCUGAGGAAAACAUCCAGAAGGAGCUGGAAGGAUGCAGAAUAAUACUGCAGAAACUGAAAGCUGCUUGUUCGGACAGGCAGAGACAGGAGACUCUAAAACAGUUCGAGUACAACCUUCAGGUUCUGGAAGCUUCCAUCACACGAGUGACCAACAGCUCUGAACUACUGGGUGCAGUACAUCAGGAAGCCCGGGUAAGUGGCGGUGUGCAGGUGAUGAUGGAACAUGUGGCCAAUUUGAAAAGCAUACAUGCCAAAGAACAUGCAGAACUGCAGGAAAUGAAGAAAAUCAUUCAGCAGAACUCCAGGAGCCGACAGUUUGGAGACAUGAGAGAUGAUGCCGACUUUCAGACUAAGCAUCAAAUGAUGAGAGCUAUGCAUCAGAGUACAGCUCGCAGGAGAGUGAGCAUCGCUGUCAUUCCAAAACAGCUCGUGACCUUUCAUAUUCCAGACUCCAAAGCAGCUGACAGUGAAGAGUGCAGGAUGGAUUACAGCUGUACGAAGAUCCCCAAGCACAAUGUCCCACUACAAAACAGCAGACUACGAAAUCUUCGCGAAGACUCAAUUGGGAACUAUGCACAGUGCCUAGCGUCAAAUUCAAACCAACCUAUGCUGCCUUCUCAACGCUGUGAGAUUAAAUCUGAGGACAUCUCAUUUCGAAGAUCAGAAUGCAUGUGGAACUUGAAAGGAAAAGCAAACUGGAAAUCAUCAAGAUCAGGAGGAGCACCAACUUCCUUAUUAAAUACAUUGGACUGCCCCUGCCUGAGGCAAAACCAGGGACAAAAAGUAGGUGGCAUGUUGAAGAAGGAAACAUUGAACAGAAAGCGAGAGACAGAGAGUGAGAGUGAAGAUGAAGAUGAAAAUACUUCAGACACAACGAGUGAUGCCUCAUUGUUGUUGGACCAGCAAUCUCCAUCAUCUGGGUUGUCCUGUUUCCUUGAUAGCUACCAGAAGAUACUUACCUCUGUUGUGUUGACCCUCAUUGUCGCAUGGCUACUGCAGCCAAAAUCCUUCUGGUUCUGGCUAUGACAUAUUGUGUGAACGGAACCUCAAAGUGAAGAUGUCAACAAGUUCUGUCCCAUUCCGACAGGAACGAGCAUUCUCAGAAGUCGCAGGGGAAGGCCCACCUCAAAAAAAAAAUAAAGCACCAAAAACAUUUGACUGGAGAUUCAGAAAUUCACAGCACCUAAAGAGCCUCUUGGUCCAUCAAAGUCAGGCGUGCAUUAAAAUUCCAAAUGAAACCAGGUCUUGUUUGCCUUUGGGCGACAGCAAAUUUUGAGAUCUGCAAGUGGAGGUACAGUAUUGCUACAAUUAUGGAACACAUUCAAGCCGAGGGCAUUUCAUGCUAGCAUUGAACACAAUCACACCUAAUAUGUCAGAGUUAGAGCUAGCUCUAUACUGACCCAGCAAUAUACUUCAGCCCCAAAUCCCAAGGAGAACAGCUCUAUUGUACUUGGUGAUACAGGCUUCCAAAUCGGGCAUGCAGCGGUCUCUCUUAAUUUUACUGCCAGUUUAGUUUCUGUUUUAUUCAUUCGUGGGAUGUGGACGUUGCUGGCUGGCCAGCAUUUAUUGCCCAUCCCUAGUUGCCCCUUGAGAAGGUAGUGGUGAGCUGCCUUCUUGAACUGCUGCAAUCCUCCUCAGUGGGGAGGGAGUUCCAGGAUUUUGACCCAGCAACAGUGAAGGAAUGGCAAUACAUUGCCAAGUCAGGAAGAUGAGUGGCUUGGAGGGGAACUUGAAGGUGGUGGCACUCCCACGUAUCUGUAAAUCUAAGCACAUUGAAAUUAGAAUUGCACCUCUCCAAUUUAUCAAACGUUCCAGCACAGAAGGAGGCUGUUCAGCCUAUCAAUCCUGUGAAAGCCCCUUUGAAAAACUUCUUCCACAUUUUCUGUUUCUUUUUCCAUUGUUCUGUAAAUGUCACACAAUCGAGUAUCUGUUCAAAUCCCUGAGAACAGAGAUGGGAGAUUUAAAAUCAAGACGUUGCUUGACUGGGGACCCAUGUACGUCUGUGAACACUGUGAUGAUAGAGGAAUGGGACCUGAUGGAAGUAAAGACAUAACCAACAAAGUUUAUUGGCCAAUACCUAGUUUAUAGAUAUUAGAAUGUGGGAGACCAGCCAGCAGCCUGUUGGAAUAAUUGAGUCUGGAGUAGCAUAGGAAUGAAUGAGGCCGUCAUAGAUGCUGAGGCAGAGAAGCAAGGUGAUGUUACGGAAAUGGAAAUAGACAGAUUUGGUGAUGGACUGAAAAUGAGAUUUAUUUUUUAAGGUCGACCUUCCAGAUCCUGAUGACUAUCUAAGUGGAACCAAUUUGCCUCAUUUCCCCUCUUGAAUUUUAGUCAAUGAUUUUGGAUCUAUGAUGUUUACUUCUUGACCCAUGUGAUAUUUCUUCUCUAUCUGUUUUAUCAAAACCUCUGUCAUCUUGAGAACCUGUAUUAGGUAUCCUCUUAACUUUCUCUGUUAUAAGGAGAACAGUCCUUACAUUUCAUAACUCAUCCCAGGCAAUAUCCUGACGUACCUCACUUGCAUCCUCUCUAUGGCCUAACACCGUAACACCCAAAAAAACGAUACAUCGUUUGGGAUAAUGAGUUGCACAUGUUAGCAAUAAUAAAGUGCUACAAAAAUAUCCACGAUGAAUCAGUUUCAUGCAAUGGCAAGUAAGUAGCAAAUUAAUUUUGAUACAGGUAAUUCUGAGGAGUUCUAGUUUGCCAAGAAAAGUAAAGGGGCCACAUUCUGCUUGGAAAAGAGGAGUAAGAAUAGG